This is a messenger RNA of Lachnellula hyalina, 297 nucleotides long. RefSeq names its product U6 snRNA-associated Sm-like protein LSm8 (gene lsm8). NCBI's taxonomy places the organism in Eukaryota, Fungi, Ascomycota, Leotiomycetes, Helotiales, Lachnaceae. The transcript has 3 exons. The coding region runs from base 1 to 297 and encodes 98 amino acids. The record is from RefSeq and is a predicted model, not a curated record. Gene Ontology annotation, cellular component: U6 snRNP; precatalytic spliceosome; U4/U6 x U5 tri-snRNP complex. Gene Ontology annotation, molecular function: RNA binding. Gene Ontology annotation, biological process: mRNA splicing, via spliceosome.
AUGUCUCUCCAACACUAUGUCAACAAGAAGGUGCUGGUUAUGACUAGUGACUCGAGAACACUUGUGGGAACAAUGUUGUCAUAUGAUCAGAUGACCAACUUGGUUCUAUCAGAAACCAUUGAGCGUAUCAUUAGACCCCCAGAUGAUCCAGAGCCAUCGAGUGAGAUUCCUCAUGGACUUUAUCUGAUCAGGGGGGAUAAUGUCGUGGUUGUGGGUUUGGUUGAUGAGGAGCUGGAUGAUAGUAUUAGUUGGCUGGAGGUUCGUGGGGCUGUUAUAGGAGGGGUCAAGCAUUCAUGA